UCGAAACAUUUCGCGCCGACUUGACAAUUACUGAUUUGCACAAUCACAAGACAUCAUGUCGAAACAAUACCUACAAACCCAUAGCAUCCCAGACGCCUCGCCGGCAGACAUCUACAGCGUCGCAGCCACCUCCAAGCACCUCAUCACCGCCUCUGGCUCAUCCUCACUACACGUCUACUCUACCGAUCCCACGAAUGACGAAAACAAUCCUUACCCGCUCAUUCAAACGUUGCAAGAUGCACACAAGCUCGGUGCCCACCACAUCGCCGUGAGCGCAAACGGCAACACCGCCGCGUCAGCUGGAUUCGGAGGUGAAGUCAAAGUAUGGGCCUUGGACGAAGACUCCUCUCGAUGGACACCCAAGGGCUCAAUAGUAGACGACACAAAAGCAUCCCAAGGCAAGAAUGCCGGAGAAAUCUGGGCAGUAGCCCUCAGCGAAGACGGCCAAUUCCUCGCCGCCACAACCUUCGACGGCCGCAUAAACGUCUGGGACCUAAACACCCUGACCGACUCCAACGCAACCCUCCUCCGCUCCUACGAAACAAAGGGAAGCUUUGGCAUGAGUGUCGCUCUCUCCUCCGACGGCGAAUUCACAGCAUCAGGACACGCAAAUGGUGCUGUCUAUCUCUUCAACAACACAACUGGCAGAUUGGCGCAUUCCCUACAAGGACUUGUUAAACCUGUGAGAACUGUUGCAUUCUCACCCGCUAGCAAGUUUUUGGCUGCUGGAGGUGAUGCAAAAGUCAUUGCCUUGUAUGAUGUCAAGAACGGUGAGCAGGUUGCCAAUCUCACUGGCUCCCAGAGUUGGAUCAUGACUUUGGACUGGAGCUCUUCGGGUGAACAUUUAUUGAGCGGUGCUUAUGAUGGCAAGGCAAAGGUUUGGAGUGUCGAGCGUCGCGAGUGCGUUGCUACUCAGACCGAAUCCGACAAGACUCUAUGGGCUGUAAAGUGGUUGCCAAAGACGCAGAUGACGAGAAACGAGACAUUUGUCACAGUGGGCGCCAACAGAAGUAUCAGCUUCUACCGCGAGGCCAGCGGUGGUUGAUUGAAACGGUCGUCUUUCACAGUAUACUAAAUUGCUGGGUCGAAAGCUUCAUCUGCUCGACAAGGUAAUAACGAGCAAAGCUAGGGAGAUAAUGGUCACAAUCCUGCUCACAUAAACACACACUCGAGCACAGCAGAGAGAAAGACAUAAACAU
This is a messenger RNA of Aureobasidium subglaciale EXF-2481, 1199 nucleotides long. RefSeq lists its product as uncharacterized. The transcript has 4 exons. The coding region runs from base 56 to 1045 and encodes 329 amino acids. The record is from RefSeq and is a predicted model, not a curated record. Gene Ontology annotation, molecular function: protein binding. NCBI's taxonomy places the organism in Eukaryota, Fungi, Ascomycota, Dothideomycetes, Dothideales, Saccotheciaceae. Gene Ontology annotation, cellular component: Cdc73/Paf1 complex.